ACUCGGCAUCGAAGAAGACGCAUCAGUCCGGAAACAGCGUCUGGGAGGAGCCGGAUGUGAUGCACAUCCUUUUCAAAGGCGAGGAUCCUCGGCUACUGACUCACCCGGUGUACGAGGGAGCUGUUGCUGAAGACGAGGACGACGCUCUUCGGAGGAAACAGAAAGUGACACCCACGGAUGUGGAGGAGAAGUCUUUCAAGUCUUUGACUUUCGCGGACAUCGGAAACCUGACCCAGAGGGGGGCUCUGUACAAGGACGGCGAGCGGAAUCUGAAUCAGUUGUGCAAUCAGCUUCUUUUCUUUUGUGGUGUGGCGGAUGCCGUGCUGUUCUUGGGCAAGCCGCACGCGYAGGUGGUGUGGAGUCUGCUUCAGCAGGGAAGGCACGUCUUGGCCGUGGAUGGGGACACAACGCAGCUCGAAUACACCAUGCAGUAUGUCACCCAUGAAGUGYCGUCCAAGGCUUACCYAUGUGAUUUCCACCAUGUCGUGGUCGAGCCCGUUUAUGACCCGAACAAGGACAUGUUCUUCAAGUUGACUCCGAAGAAAAGGCGCCAGGUCUACUCCUUCCUUUACGGCGAACAACCAAGGUUGAGAUUUGACCCGCAGUACGUGGAGUUGCCAGGGGUCACCCCGCCGGCAGGAGUUGUGAAGCGCAAGUCUCGCGGAAAGGACGGCGACGGGGAUGGUGAAGGCGGCGGGCAACGAGGUACCGAAGGUGGAAGUGAACAGCGAUCGACGAAACAGCGGUCUCCGGGGCACGCAGGUGGCGGAGAGGGGAGAAAGGGCAGCCGGGAGAAGAAUAAGCCUCACAGCGGAGAGAAGACAAAGCAUCACAGAGGAGACGGGCAGGGGUCCGAUGUCGACCGCGACAAGGACAAUGGGGUUCUGGCGGUAACAGGCAGCACCUCAAUGGAGACGGGGAACGACUUGAGGCAUGGGUGUAUUACGCGGCCUGGCGAGCAGGACCCUGUGAUUAGCUUCACCAGCGAAACACAGUUUGUCGAUACAGUUGGCAGGGCGGGUGUCGCAAAGCAUGGAUGCUUCGCUCUGCUCCAAAUGCGGUUGGCGGAUUGUCUCGGAUCAAUCCGAACCUCGGAGAUGACCUCGUUGUCCGGAACUCAGUGCCUUCCGGGAAGCGAUACGACAACAUACCACGGGUCUGGCAGCGACAAGCUGGAACCGUGUUUUGUUUCGCCUCAAAAGGAAUUUCGGAUUAAUCCGAACUGCGAAGGCCGUGCCAUCGAGGGAGCACAGCUGUCUACAGAACUCGAACGGGUGGUCCGGGUUUCCGAAAACCCUGGCGACGAAAUUCGGAUUCAUCCGCACCAGGAAGCCGUGUUUGCCAUGACAGAGGAUCGGUGUCAGGAUGUAGUAAUGCUCUGCGUGGAAGCCCACAAGGAGCUGCAGGCGGACUGUCGGACUGAGGGUGAGUUGGCGACCAGUUCCAAUGUCGAGCCCAACACACUCGGAGCUGAGUUAGCAGUCGUAAGCGACUCCCCGGUGAAAGCGGUCAUGUCGGCGUCAUUUGAAACUGCGGGGGCUCGGAUGAAUCCGAACCAGGGCCCUGUGAACAUGUCCCUCCCUGAUGCAUCUUUGGAGACGACCGUGAUUCGGAUUCAUCCGAGGCACACGGACGAAAGACUUCAACUGGCAGGCGUUGAGGGUUGUCGACUACUGACGACUUUGGACAAGGACAUAUCCGUCGACGACCAGAUUGAUCCGACACUCAGCGACGUCGGGAUGGAGCUACCAGUUCAGCCGGGAUACGACAAUCCCUUGUACUCCGCCCUUCACAACGAGGCGAUGGGGGAGGACGUUCUGAAGAAGGCCUCUGACGCUGUUGGAGAUAGAUUUCUCUAUUUGAGUGACGACGACAAAGACACAGCGUACGGGGACAAGAAGUUAACGGGGGGAGAGGUGUUGUUGGACAUCCAUGAAACAUUGAGCCCAACAUAAUACGACACAGUGGCAAUGGAGAAAACACAACCUGUCGAUGUUGUGGACGUGGACGAUCUUUGUCCGGAG
This is a messenger RNA of Chara braunii, 2024 nucleotides long. Lineage: Eukaryota; Viridiplantae; Streptophyta; Charophyceae; Charales; Characeae. The record is from the annotation of a GenBank genome assembly.